Messenger RNA from Dreissena polymorpha, 2226 nucleotides. RefSeq lists its product as uncharacterized. The coding region runs from base 253 to 804 and encodes 183 amino acids. NCBI's taxonomy places the organism in Eukaryota, Metazoa, Mollusca, Bivalvia, Myida, Dreissenidae. The record is from RefSeq and is a predicted model, not a curated record. The transcript is spliced from 3 exons.
GAGCGUUAACAAGUUGGACUACUUCUCCAGUAAACAGGAAGUUGUAAUACCAUAAGUCAUUAUGUGAGACAUACACCUGCAUCUAAUGAACAUUGUUUACCUUAAGAUUGUUAGCAAUUUGUUAUUGUAUCAGUCACAUGAAUUGGAAGUUAAAUAAUCUUACUUAAAUACUAUAAGGGCGCAGCAAUCAUUUAUUACGCACCGGAAUCCGAUGUCACCCAUUCGGUUGUUCAUGAAAGACUAGUUUUCAGUAUGGAUGCCAAGCUUGCUAUUUUGCUUUCGUUGUUCGCGUGUGUGCUCAACAGCAUCGGCCAGGCGAUCCCUUACUGGCUUGUUGCCUCAAUAUCUGAAGCCGGACUGUCCGCCAGCGUCAAUAUGGGUCUAUGGUCAGUGUGCGUCCAUUCGGACAUUCCGGGUGCGAAUAUUGACAAGUGUCUCGCCCAGUGGGAUAACCGCGACCAUUCUGUCCCCAUAUACAUUAUAGAGGCGGGGUGCAUUGAGAUCGGGGCCUCAAUCCUGAUGUUCAGCUCAACAAUAUAUGGAGUCGUACGGACUGUCAUACACACCCCAACAGUCGUUUACACCACGAGAGAAUCAGGAGUCAUAUGUAUCUUAGCAGGUAUUAUGGCUCUAGCGGGGUGCAUAGUGUUCGCAUCCGAGACCAUUGCGGGCUAUUACUAUCACGUGGGGUUCGCGUUGUGUAUCGUGGCCGGAUUGAUAAGCAUAAUCAGCGGGAUACUUUACUUGUUAGCUAGAAAGGACACGCAGGACAUGCAGGACAUUCAAUUCACGCGGUUCGCUUGAAAACUUGUGAAACUAGUGAAUUUGCGCUAUUUAUACUUUACUAUAUAUUCAUAUAGUUUUGUUCAUCCAGAAAAAUACUAUUUAACUACAAUUUUUAGUUGAUCGAUGUAUAAGAAUGUAUAAUGUCAUUGUUAACAUGCGUUUUGGAGAGCCGUUGUAUAUUCUAUUUUGUUACAUAAAUUUCUCUUUCAAUUUUUUGGUCAAGCAUUAAGGUUUCUUUUUUUUAGUUGACACAUCUAUUUUGAAGUUAGUUGUCGCUCCAUGUAUAUUUGCUACACUUAAAUGAAAAUGGAAACUUAUGAUGAGUUACGGGCUGGAUUUUAAAAGUGGCUAUAUCCGGGUGAAGGAUUAACGGUUUUUCAGGGGUUUUCACACGGGCUGAACAGAAUAAAAACACACCGUUAAGAACUUAAUAAGUAUUGAAAUACAUUUAAAAAAAUCUUUUGUGCAUAAAAGACAGUUUUUCUUCCAGUGUGUGCCGAUAUCUUAAGAUUAAAGAAUAAAUGCUUAAAUACGUCUGAAAUCGGUGCCAAACGUUCACGUUGCGUGAAGCAUAACCGCGUACAUGAAUGCUGUACACAGGCCAAGAACACAAGGCUUAUUAAAUAACGUUAUUCUGAUGUAUUUCAUAUCGCCAUAAGCAGCAUAAAAACUGUCUUUAUGAAGUUGAAAUUCUUACCGGUGUGUUAAAAUCCAUACAGGUUUAAUUGUGAACCCCACAACGUCACGUGAUUCUGCACCCUGUAUAUGCUGAUCGAGUUAAAAAUCGAUAAAUAAAACGCUUAUUAACAUAAAUCGUAACAUUAUUAUCUUACAUUUAAAUAAGAAAUCGACUUUGCAUGAACGGUCUUAAUAAUAUUUCUCAGAUACCAAAAAGUCCUUGCCUUUCCAUUAAAGAGCCAUUGCUACAUACUACUUAAUGAUUUUUCAUUGACCUCAUCGCGAUGAAUUAUGUUUUCUUGAGAUUUCACACAAGGUGUUUCGCCCGACCAUAUGUACUGUAGCAGCUUUAAUAACUAGAGUUUCUUCAAGAGGAAUGCCUUAUUUCAUGUCUUAACCUGCACUAAUAGACAAACAUAUUAUUAUUACAGGCGAUUUAAAGUGAUAUAAGUCGCAUCUAGCAUUAUAUAGGUGUCUAUCGCAACCGUUGUUAAUUUUUGGUGUUUUCACUUCACAUACACUUAUAUUUGUUAAUGCAGCAUCAACAUACUAAAACAAUAUCCCGGAAAGAGAAAAAUGAUAAUGCAUUUGAAUAUCAACCGUACUUUCGUUUUGACGUAUGUUUUGGUUAGUUCAAAAUCUAGUGCACACCGCGAAAACUUAUGACAAUUCUGAAAUUGUGAAUAAAUUUACCUUCGUGUCUCUCUUAACCACAUCUUUGGCCAUACUUCUUCAAAGAUAUGUUAUAAAUGAGGUGUCAGU